Hermetia illucens (black soldier fly) is the source of this 10672-nucleotide messenger RNA. RefSeq names its product unconventional myosin-XV (gene Myo10A). The record is from RefSeq and is a predicted model, not a curated record. Gene Ontology annotation, molecular function: protein binding; ATP binding; cytoskeletal motor activity. Bases 1231 to 10413 code for a protein of 3060 amino acids. The transcript has 8 exons. NCBI's taxonomy places the organism in Eukaryota, Metazoa, Arthropoda, Insecta, Diptera, Stratiomyidae. Gene Ontology annotation, cellular component: cytoskeleton; myosin complex.
UGGAGCUGCUUAGAGUCUUAACUGAGAUUAGUGCAGUGCAAGAGGAUACGUGACCCUAGUGAAUAUGCAUUAACAAGAAAUCGAUAUCGGAGUGUCUACAUCAGAACAUGAAGGGAUCAGUUAAGACUUAACUAUAAACCAAACUUUCAAGAAUCUGCAAAAUUCGCGUAAUAUGUAAUGAGGAUCAUAUCCUAAGUCGGCAAGUCGGCCAUCUUGAAUCUUCGUUCUAUUCUGAUAGUGUAAAGGCAGUUUAUAUGAUUUGAUCAAUCACGUGUCGGUUUUUAGUAACUUCAAGAGUUAGUUGGCCCAAUUAUUUCGUCGAAGUCCAUUCAAAAGUUGGUCAGGAAUAACCAAAACUAGCCGGGAUUGAAGUACCCAAUUGAGGAAAAAAGUGUUACGUGUCGUUUCCGACAAUGUGUUAGUGUUGUGCAUAGUAUCUAUAAAAGAAUUCAAGAGAUAUAUUUAUAACUGCAACACUACCGCUUGCUCCAUCCCUUUCCCACUCAUAUCGGAUCUCUUCCAGUCGCCGUUCUAUUUCAGGUGUGUUCAAUUUAGAAGUGUGUACGUGAGUUAGUACUGUGUGCGUUACCUGUCUCAUUGGAUACUUAGGUGGCUCAUUAAAAAGAUUUUUGCAAAUAUCUUUCAAUAUACGUAGUAAACUAAAAGUGAUAAGUGUGACACGGCUACUGCAACCUAUGCCUACAAAUAUCCGCAACCCAACGUAUCUGAGUAACAAAAAACAUAAACCGCAUACCAGAUACGUGCGUUAGAUAUCUUAUUGCAUUGAGCCAACACGGAUUUACUCGUACGAGAAAACUAAGAAGCCUAGAAUUGCAUCUAUUUGGAAUUCUAUUUCCAUCGCGCAUAGCGGGCACUCCCAGUUUCGUUGUGCUUUUUCGAUUUUCUUAAGCGCUGGCGCUGUCUUGUGCAAAAUAGGUGAAAUAAAAAUUAGUGGAACCUUCGAACCGGACUCCGAGAACCUGUGCCUGUGUCCAGCGAAAGAAGCGGCCGCCGUAAAAACCAACAGAACCAACAAAAUAAAAAGAAGAAACACAGCAAAACGAGCAAAACGGCGAAACCUACACGCUUAUUGUAAAUAACGGAUAUAUUUGUUGCACAUUACACAUCUUCAGAAAUGUUUUGCAAGUGACAGAAAUAAAAGAACACAUGUUGACAUAAACGGAUCUUACAAAUCGUUCUAACGAUAUCUAAACAAAAUACUGCUGGAAAAUGGAUUGGACUGAAGGUGACCUGGUCUGGUUUGAUCCAGGCCUUGGCCACCCAAUACCUGGUGAAAUACAAGAAGUUCAUCGUGCUGCACAGGUUAUAAUUGUUCAGGCGCUCAUAAAGGGAAAAAUGCGAAUAGUGCGCUCUCACGUGGAACCAUGGCUAAAGAAUGGUUCGUCUAAUCCGAGCCCCACGUUGUCUCAAUCCGCGGUUAUUCUUUCACCGACAAUAUGUAGACGACAAAGACCCGCUGACGGUUCGAAGGAUGAAACCGAUACUGGAAUCCAUCUGGAGAACGCUCAGCUAAAACGUAUGCGAGAAAGGAUGCGCCGUCGAUCCAGAUAUCCUCAGGUGGUGAAGAAAUUGUCGAUGAUGUGCAGUGAUGCAAUAGCAAGAAAUCCUCAAACUUUCACACUAGCGCCUGGCGAAGGAAACCUCCGACCACGUCAAGAUUUGGGUAGCAAUGGAGUCGAUGAUAUGACCCAACUGGAAGAUCUGCACGAAGCAUCUUUACUAUGGAAUCUUCGAAUUCGCUACGACAAAGGGCUCAUCUACACAUUCGCGGGAAGCAUUCUGAUUGCUGUCAACCCCUAUCAAAUGUUCCCGGACUCAUAUGGAUUGGAAGUUGCCAAACAGUAUGCAGGAAAACCUUUGGGCGCACUGCCGCCCCAUCUUUUUGCCAUCGGAGCAGCUGCACAUGCAGCUCUCCCUUCGCCACAAGUUGUCAUUAUAUCCGGUGAAUCUGGAUCUGGAAAGACUGAAUCUACUAAACUAGUUAUGCAAUAUCUGGCUGCUGUAGUUCCAGGCGGUGGAUCAGCUUCAACAGUUAUAACUGAACAGAUUUUGGAGGCAUCGCCACUACUCGAAGCUUUCGGUAAUGCUCGAACAGCGAGGAAUAAUAAUAGUUCCCGAUUUGGAAAAUACCUGGAAGUGUAUUUUAAAUCAGGAGCCAUUGUCGGAGCGAGGAUCACUCAAUAUCUGCUUGAGAAGUCAAGGAUUGUAACUCAAGCUCCGGGUGAGAGAAACUACCAUGUUUUCUAUGAAUUACUUGGAGGACUAAGCGAAACAGAACGUGCCAAAUAUGGACUACUAGAAGCUGACAAAUAUUUCUACCUGAACCAAGGCGGAUCGGACUGUGCACCAGGCAGGGUUAGCUGGGAUGCACUACAGAGUGCUAUGCAAGUCUUAGGCGUAUCUGAUGGAGAACGAGAAGGAAUAAUUCGGGUGCUAGCUUCAGUUUUACACUUGGGCAAUGUGUAUUUCCAUCGUCGGCAACUGAGGCAUGGGCAAGAAGGCGUUGAAAUUGGAUCAGACGCUGAGAUCAAGUGGGCUGGGCACUUGUUGCAUAUAUCUGCAGAAGGUUUGCACCGGUCCUUGACAACACGAGUUACGGAAGCAAGGUCCGAGAGACUCCACACCCCUCUCGGAAUCGACCAAGCCUUGGACGCUCGAGAUGCCUUCGCGAAGGUUCUCUAUGCAGGGCUAUUCAACUGGCUGGUAUCACGCAUCAAUUCGAUUGUCCAUAAAGGUGGAACUCACGAUGCACACCGCAUUUCUAUACUGGACAUCUUUGGUUUUGAGGAUUUGGCAGAGAACUCUUUCGAGCAGCUUUGUAUUAACUACGCUAACGAAAAUCUCCAACUGUAUUUUAAUAAGCAUGUGUUCAAACUCGAGCAGGCAGAGUACGCCCGAGAAAGGCUUGAAUGGACACCACUAACAUGGGAAGAUAAUCUUCCAGUAAUUCAUCUAUUAGCAAAGAAACCAGUUGGAAUAUUCCAUCUCCUAGACGAUGAGUCCAACUUUCCAAGAGCCACUGAUUUAAGUUUCCUCGAAAAAUGCCACUACAACCAUGCAUUGAAUGAACUUUACUCUAGACCAAGAAUAGGUGCUCAAGAGUUCGGAAUCACCCACUAUGCUGGACAAGUUUGGUAUUGCGUAGAGGGUUUUCUUGAGAAGAACCGAGAUGCAGUUCGACCUGACGUUUUGGAACUGCUUGGAUCUAGUAAGCUUCAGCUGGUGGCCGACAUGACGAAACAACUUCGUGCCCAACGUGACGCAGGAAAAACAUUACCAAAGGGUUCAAACGGACGUUUCGUCACCAUGAAACCCAGGACCCCGACAGUUGCCGCAAGGUUCUCAGAUUCACUUCAACAGCUCCUCCAGUCUAUGGGGAGAUGCAAUCCUUGGUUUGUAAGAUGCAUCAAACCCAACAAUGAUAAGCACGCGCUGAAAAUGGACAUGCCAUGUGUUCUUCAACAACUUCGCUACUUGGGCAUGCUUGACACUAUUCAGAUUCGACAGAAAGGUUAUCCGGUUCGAUUGCGCUUCCAGCACUUUGUGGAACGGUACCGGCACCUGAUGAAAUCACCAUUGCCACGUGGAACUCCAUAUCGUGAACUUUGUCGGAACCUUCUAGAGUCGUUACCCAGGACAGGUGUUGAGGGACCAGAUUUUCAACUCGGAGCUACCCGUGUAUUCCUUCGGGAAGCACUUCAUCGUGCACUAGAGGGUGGACGCUCGGAAAGACUGCGUAAUGCAGCAAUCAUCAUUCAGAGAAACGUAAAACGUGUCUUGGCCCAAAAGAAACUACAUCGACAAAAGCGAGCAGCUACCAAAAUUCAAUCAACCUGGAAAGGCUAUCGCGACCGCAAAAAGUACAGAGCUCUUAAGAAAGCAACAGUCAAGGCGCAGGCUUAUUGGCGAGGCAAAAUGCAGCGAAAACGCUACCAAAAAUUCAAGGCAGAGAUGAAACGCCGUCAAGACGCGAUUAAAGCGCAGAAGGAGCGUCAAGCCCAAAAACUUGCAAAAGAAACUGCAGAGCGGAAUCAAAUUGCAUAUUUGGAUAUCCCAGCUGAGCUGGCUUUCAUUUUCUCAAAAAUCGAAGAUUGGACACCAUUACAUGGUGAUCGGCAUCUGGUAAAGGUUGUUGGGACCGUUCCUGGACCACCAACAGCAGCUGAUUUGCCACGGGAUCUGGACCAGUUUGCAUUUGGAAAGUUCAGUUCUGUAUACUGCAACGGAGUGAAGCUUUCACCUAGACGAGAGCCUAUAACAGUCCCAUUUUUGUCCAGAGCAGCAGCUAGAGACCAAGAUUUUCAAGAUUCCUUGGCAGUAUUCAAACUUAUUUUAAGAUGGACCAGCGAUUCUAGUUUGGAUAACAAUAAAGAGAAAGCACUCGCUGAUUAUAUCAUCCACAAGGGCUUGUCAUCACGUGGGCUAAGAGACGAGAUUCUAGUCCAGCUUUGCAACCAAGCGUACAGAGCCGAUGAAGCUCAAGCCCAGAGAAUAUGGCAGCUCAUGGCACAAUGCCUUUCUUCGUUCCAGCCUGGUUCGGCUUUUGCGAAAUAUCUGAUGAAGUUCAUCGUUGAUAACGCACCAGCAUCAAUGAGAGAACACCUCCUGAAGAAGCUCCUACGUACUUCAAAUAAUUACAACGUCCAAGCCAGUAGAAACUUUCCGCCCUCCUGGAUAGAAUGGCGAGCGACUUCGCGUCUAUCUGACAUAGCCGUGGCACUGACCUUACCUGAUGAGGCUGUUCAAACGGUGGCUAUCGAUUCCUGGACAACUUGUGAGGAGGCUGCUUCGUUGGCAGUUUCAAGUUUGGGCAUAUCUAAUCAAGGCUGGACCGUAGUGUUGGAUGAUGCUGGACAAGUAUUGGAUUCAUGUGGCCUUGACUAUGUUUUGGAUUUAGUUUCAGAAAAGGAGUUGUGCCCGGCGUUCCCUGCAGUGCGGAAUGAUUUACUACGAUCUGGCCGCAAGAGUUCUAAAGUAGCUAUGCCUGAAAUUGAUAUUAUGAAUACGAAACGACCGCAGGUACCACCACCUGAACCGCCUCAGGCUAAAAAUUCAUCAAAGUUGGAAGCACCAAUACCAGAACCUAAUGUCGGACCACGUCAUUAUGAAGGUGCAGUAUCUCGAAAAACUUCCCACGAUUUCUUAUCUAGAAGCUCGGCCUUGAAUGAACGUUAUUUCGAGAGUGAGAAAUCACGGUCUAGAUCACUUGAUGAUCUUUUGGGUGGUGAGAGUGUUGACAUACCAACAACUCCAGAGCCAGAACCGCUGAACAAUUUAGGACUUUCGCAGAGUCGAUUGAAUGAUCGCUAUCAUUCAGCUGAACGCUUGACACCGAUUGCAAAAGAACCGCCUCAGAGAUAUCAAAAGUCGCAGUACGCAGGACGCCGAUCUGGAGGAUCACAUUCUAGCAAGUAUAUUGACAAAUCGGAGUACGCUACUAGGUCCUCUGCAAUGUCAGACACGAGCGAGGCUCCAUCAUUAGCCAGCCACGUAAGGCGAGUUCGAGUACCAUCGCAAGCAUCUGACGUAGAUCAGUUCCUUGACGAUCUAUUUAGUCCUGUCCUGGAUGGCUCAUUGGAUGAGCUUUCAGACGCGAGAUCCUUGGCAGCUAGCAUACGAGGUGGUACAUCUGACGAUUUUGUUGAGAUCCCUAUUAUGGAUGACUCUCUAUCAAGUUUAAUGUGUGCCGAAACCUUAUCAGAACGAAUUAAAGGAGGUGGAGAAGGUAAAGAAGAAGAAUCCCCUAAAGAUUCUGUUGAUGAGUAUAUAACUGGUUUAUUUCAACCAAUUUUUGUUAACGACUCAUUGCGUCAUUUAACUGAAAAUUCGGAGCUUGUUGAGAUAAUCAAAGGAGGAGGUACCACACAUCAAUCAGGAACAUCAACAUCAGGUUUUGUUACAACUCCUUUGGGACCGCUAAGUCCGAUUGCAACCAACUCAAUGAUGAUGAUGGGUUCGAUGCCACCGGACUCCUUGAUGCAAGUGAUUAAUAUCCCUCCUGGAGUUGAUCCCACAGCCUAUCAGCAACAGAUUCAGCGUGCAUUUUUACAGUCAGCUAUGGCUCAAAACCUACAAAUCCAGCAACAACUAUUAGCACAAAAUCAGGCUCUUCAAACACUGCUCAGCCAACAGGAUACUGGUACUGGAUCCACAACGAUACAAUCUAUAACGACUCAAGUCAAUCAAACCCAAUCUUUCCAAGGUUCAACUUCGGUGACUACCAGGAAGCAAAGUUUUAAGAACCGUCUUUCACAAUUUUCUGAACCAGAACGAAAUCGCAAAGCUUCCUCGGACAGUGGUGGAUCAUUGAUUCCACCACCACCUCCACCGCCCAUGCCUCCACCAAUUGAAUUCAAAGAUCCAUCAGAAGCACGUCCAUUUUUGGAUCCGUACGGUAGAGCAAAAACAGUGAGAAUCGGAAAGUGGAGAUGGCCACCGCCACAAGACGCCCAACAAAAUGAAACGGAGGAAGACUUCCUUCACUUCAAAAUGCGACAAAAUCAAAGGAAAAAUACUCCACAAUCACAGAAUCAUAGCAGCAAUGGGUCACCAAAUGGCUCGACAGUUGAGUGGGAGGAGUUUGAAAUUGAGAAUAGUAAACUAGUUGCCAUUCAACUUCACAAUACCCAGCAACAACAGGCAAUUCAAAUAAAGGAGCAUUAUCAGAAAAAGUCGGUUGGUCAACAUGAAAACAGUGGGCAAUCUGGUUUUCAUGGUGCUUCAAAGGUGUCCAAACGGAGUUUUGAAAUCGGUGCUGAACGACCACCCCCAGGUAGUGUGGGCAAAUUGAAACUUAGCUCGGAAAUGCGUCAACGUCUAGAACAAGUCACAGCUGGGCAUUCUGUCAGAUCAUCAACUAGUGCCCGCUCAGAACAAAGAGCACCUGCAAAACUGGAGGAUGCUCGAAAAAUGAUGCUUCAGCAACAGCUGAGUGGACAUUUGAACGGCCAUGACCGGGCAGGAAGUCCAGAAUUACCUUCAGUGAGAUCACAAGUCCAGCGAAUGGAAGGAUCUAAACGACCUCCACCACCGCCAUGGCCAGUCAUGGUCCCACCGGCACCUGCUGGUCCGGCUCCACCUCCUCCAAUAAAGCCCCCAACUACUGCUCCUCCAGCUCCACCACCAGUACCGGCGAACCCACCAUCUCGGCACAGUGCUGAUCGGGAGAUGAACAAAAAUCAACAAGGAAAUCAGGACAUCCCCGCUUUUUUGCAACGUCAAGAACGAGACACAUUUGGUGCCCGUCACAACUGGAAUGGUUCAGAUAUUUCAAAGGACACAUAUGAUUCGUGGGGUCGGGCUGAAGCAGCCAAGCUGGAUAUGGUUUAUGAGAAAAGUUUCAAGAAGGAAAUCCCCAAUGAGAGAGAUCGCUCCCGAUCGCGCUCACGUUCCAGAGAUCGUGAGAAUUUCUCAGAAUCUGUUUGGGAUAGAGCUGAAGUCGAAGGUCCUCCUUCUAGUGGUAGCGACCGCGAACGUGAAAAGGAACGCGAAAAGCGUGAUCGCUUCUAUGAAAUUCAACAAGUCGAACGAGAACGGGAGAGCAAUAAAGUGUAUCAGCCACCCCCGCCAAGAGUAACGUCCGCUGCCGAGAAGGAGAAUUUAGUGAAAAAGUCAACUACAAUACAAAGCCAAAUAACGGACCGAGCUACAUUCAAAACACAUAUGGCGAAGUAUGCCAAAGAGAGGGAGAGGAAGAAUUCAACAUCCACGAUGGUGUCACAAAACACUGAAAAACACGACGAAACCGACACUGUAGAUGAUUGGCCCAAUCCAGCAAUUCCUGCACCCGUUCCAGCACCACCCUCGCUGAAGUCCUCAGCAAAUGCUUGUCUCACCUACAACCGAGUCCAAUGGAAACUACGAGUUCGAAAGGAAGUAUUCCGUCCCGGUGAGCCCGUGGGUCCUCCUACAGUCCUGGAUCUUUUAUUUUCACAAAUCGCUCUCGAUGUCUUCGGUUCAACCCCAUGUCUGAGAAUCUCAUCUCAGGAGAAAAGAAGUGCACUGACAUUACUGAGUGGUCACGGUGUUACCUUUGACAAUAUGCGAAGUCAAGUUCGUGCUAUUGUUAAACGACAUUUGGUAGACAUGGCGCGAGGAUGGCCACUGUACUUUGCGCGACUGUUUUUGGUGAACGGUGCCCCACAGUUUCCGGAUGUAUCUAUUUUGGCAAUAUCACAUAGUGGUGUCUAUCUGGCCCGGCGAGAUGCAAAUGGAUUGGUUGUAGUUCGAUCAAUGCCUUAUGCAGAACUUCAAGGAGCUGUCACACUACCACGUCCUGCUGCGUUGCAACUGAACAUGCGAAAUGGAAAUCGAUUGACUUUGCAUGCUAGUAGGGCACCUGCAAUACAGACCAUGGUUCAACAGUUUUGUCAGGAGUUCAGACAGAUUCAAUCCAAGACGUCGACAAUUUCAUCUGGAGCACGAGCUGCAGCUCAAACACUCAAUGUACCAAUUGAGCGGUUGGAGACAUCACGUGACGGUGCUGUAGUAGGUGUUGGUGCUCAGCUCCCAUCAUCCCCGGUGAUUGCAGAGAAGCACAUCACCCAAAGGACGGAACAUAUAGUUAGCAAUCAUCACCAUCAUCAUCAACAGCAUUCCCAUCAUCAUAGUCACAAUGGAUCGAAUCAAAAUAGUCAUACCAACAGUCCAGAUCAGGUGGAUGCGCAUCUGGAGAGAAAACAGAUGAGCCAUUCGCAGCAUCGCAAGAGUUCGCACAUGCUUCAGCCAGAGCCCAACCAGAUGAUGGAUAAUGAUGAUGAAUCGCUGCCGAGCACUCCACCUUCUGUUACGAAAUAUUCCUUAUUGCAGUUUGCUAUGCAUCAUUUCAGAAAUGAUCAAUCACCGGAUGAAUUCCGUGCCAGCUCAAGCGCUGUUGCUGGAGGACGUGGAGAGAAACGAUCAUCGUCCUCAAGGCCACACGCAGAUCACGUGAAAUGGCAAGGAACCCCUAUUCGAGCACCGCUUCUACGACUUCCACCUGACUUGGCACCAUUAGCUUUAGAAUGCUUCGACUGUAUCCUUAGAUACUGUGGAGACAUUCCGCCAGAUCCAGAACUCACUGAAGUGAAAUGUGUCUACACGGUUCUAAUGCAUUGUCACAAAUAUUUGACCCUUCGCGAUGAAGUCUACUGUCAACUGAUGAAACAAACAACUGCUAAUCGUUCACCAUGUCCAGAUUCUGCUCAGCGUGCCUGGCGUCUUCUUAGUAUUCUGGCAGCUUAUUUCGGAUGUUCCGAUGCUCUUCGACCAUACCUAAUGGAACAUUUGACAGCAGCAGCUUCCGAUCGUCGUCGAUCGUGUCACGGUACGGCUGCAGUAUGUUUAACGAAUCUCCGAAAAACAGCCCGUUGUGGAGGUCGCAAGAAUGUUCCAAGCGUGGAAGAAGUUACAGCCGUAUCGGCGGGACGAUCUGCCAGACGGCAAAUCUAUAGGUUACCAGGAGGUGCUGAGCGAGUUGUUAAUACCAGAUGUUCAACCGUUGUUGCUGAUGUCAUAGCGGAAUUGUGCUCGUUACUAGGAAUCGAGUCAGAAGCUGAGCAGCAAGAGUUCUCUUUGUACUGCAUUGUGCAAGGGGAUGCAUUCACUAUGCCACUAGCUGCAGACGAAUACAUUUUGGAUGUCACCACGGAACUGCUGAAGUCAGGACAACCAUUUUACCUGAUUUUCUGCAGAUCGGUAUGGCACUUCCCCUUGAAACGCGAUCCAGCCCCAACACCAUUAUACAUUGAGGUCCUUUUCAAUCAAGUGGCACCUGAUUAUCUAGAAGGUCUACUACUGGAACUUCCAAGUAACGGAGCACCUAAUCCUGACGUAGUUCAUGACAUGGCAAGAAUAGCGGCUUUACUGCACAGAGCAGCAGAUCUGAAUCACGUACCAACAAUGAAAGAAAUCAAAUUCUUACUACCCAAACCAGCUUUAGGAAUUCGAGAAUUGCGACCAGCUCAAUGGGUUGGCCUUGUCCAAGCCGCCUGGCCGACAGUGGCAGGGCAAGCACCCGGACAGGUAAAGGCACAAUUUUUGGGAGUUCUAUCAGCGUGGCCACUGUUUGGAAGCAGCUUCUUCGCGGUGAAGCGCAUCUGGACCGAGGAUGGACCGCAUGUUGAGGAGUCGAAUCCCAUGUGGCGAGACCUCAUACUUGCAUUGAACAGACGCGGGGUCCUGUUCUUGGAUCCAAAUACACAUGAAACUCUUCAGCAUUGGCCAUUUAUGGAAGUCAUCUCAACGAGAAAGGUUCGUUCCGAAGAUGGUGCACUUUUCCUGGACAUGAAAGUUGGAAAUUUGAUGCAACAACGAGUAAUCCGCGUGCAGACGGAACAGGCUCAUGAGAUUUCCAGGCUCGUCAGACAGUACAUCACAAUGGCACAGGUGAGCCAAAGGGAACGCAAGGAAUAGUCAGUCAUAGGAACGUAUUGUUGAGGAUGAUAAUGUAAGGAUAUAAUUUAGAUACGAUAAUGAAAUUAAACAAGACAUCGAAUUGUUGAAAUUAAGUUUUUUUUUGUUCAGAAACGUAUUAUUGUUACAGUCUGUAUAUUUUUCUGAAUAUAUAUUAUAUUUUACACUUGUUUUGUAUUCAUAUUACGAGAAAAAAACUGUUAUUUUAAUGAUAUGUAUGUACUUAAAAUAUUUACAAAUAAAGUAUAUUUUACCAUAA